CUCUGUUGGAUUGUAUAUAUAAGGUACAGAGGCGCUCACUCAUUCACACUCGACUUUCCUCUCUACUGGACCUCCAACUCUCGCUCCACUCCGUCUCUGUGUGAAAUCAGACGUUCUGCCAGAAUGAGGAACCUGACGACUCUGCUGUUUGUGCUCUCGCUCUGUUCUCUUCAUCUGGUGUCCAGUGCUCCUUAUGCCUUUGACCAAAAUACUCCCUGCUGUUCAACCACAACUAAUAUAAAGAUCCCAAUAAAACGCAUUGUGACCUGCUGGAGGACCAGCAGCAGCUGCCCCUUGAAGGCCAUUGUUUUUGAGACUGUAAAUGGAAAUCAACGCUGUGUGGAUCCUGCAGCUGAAUGGGUUAACGGUCACAUGAAAGCGUUGAAUUGUGGAGGCACCACUUCAACUCCUAAACCUGAAUCUCCACAGUAGACCAGAUUUCAACACAGAAGUCUAACCUUCACUAAAUGACUGUUUCUGUAAAACUUUAAAACUGACAUAUUCUCGCCUCCGAGCCUCAAUGUAACAGCGCCAUCUGGUGUUUUUAAGAGUUCAGUACCGCUGCCUGUUCUGUCUUUAUGUAUGAAUUAAUCAGUAAAACAAUAACAAGUGUUAUAUAUCACAUACAUGUAUCAUCUAACUGUCUCUAAUAAAUUUUUUCACUGUGCAGUA
Messenger RNA from Silurus meridionalis, 672 nucleotides. RefSeq names its product C-C motif chemokine 4-like. The transcript has 3 exons. The record is from RefSeq and is a predicted model, not a curated record. Bases 124 to 432 code for a protein of 102 amino acids. Gene Ontology annotation, cellular component: extracellular region. Gene Ontology annotation, biological process: cellular response to tumor necrosis factor; cellular response to interleukin-1; neutrophil chemotaxis. Gene Ontology annotation, molecular function: chemokine activity; CCR chemokine receptor binding. Lineage: Eukaryota; Metazoa; Chordata; Actinopteri; Siluriformes; Siluridae.